AUGCAUGUCAAGACUGGGGAUGUUGUCCAGGUUAUUGCUGGAGAUGACCGGGGCAAGGUUGGCAAGAUUGUGAAGGUACACACCAAGAUUGGGAAGGUGCUCAUUGAGGGCGUCAACGUCAAGACCAAGCAUGUGAAGCCCCAGUCAAAAGAGGAGGCAGGGCAGGUAAUGCAGCAGGAGUACCCCAUCCACCACUCUAAUGUCGCCCACUACUCGGAGGCGCAGAAGGUUGCAUCCCGCAUCGGGCACAAGUUGAAUGAUGACGGGAAGAAGGUUCGGUUCCUGAAGAAGACUGGGGAGGUCAUUGACUGA
Molecule: messenger RNA, 312 nt
Organism: Auxenochlorella protothecoides
Lineage: Eukaryota; Viridiplantae; Chlorophyta; Trebouxiophyceae; Chlorellales; Chlorellaceae
Product: 50S ribosomal protein L24
Exons: 4
Coding region: 1-312 (103 amino acids)
Biological process (GO): translation
Cellular component (GO): ribosome; mitochondrion
Molecular function (GO): RNA binding; structural constituent of ribosome
Source: RefSeq, a predicted model, not a curated record